CUACCUUAGGAGAUCCAUCCAUGAGCAGCGUUUAAGUUUGAGCACUGCUUAGUAGCUCUAGCUAGCCUGCCCGUCGUCAGACGUCACUCCUCGAUCCCAGCACGUACGACAGAGCCGACGAGGAUCAGCGGCAGCUGGAGAUGGCGCAGCAGCACGACAAGGCAUCCACAUUCGCCGCCGCCCAGGAGAUGGCGACCACCACCAAGACGAAGCAGCAGCUCUCCGAUGAUGAAUCCGACGCCGGCGAGCCAGAGGAGAACUACCGCGGAUGGAAGUCCAUGCCCUACGUCAUAGGGAACGAGACGUGCGAGAAGCUGGGCACCAUCGGCACGACGGCCAACCUGCUGGUGUACCUCACCACCGUCUACGGCAUGACCGGCGCCAGCGCCGCCACCUUGCUCAACCUCUGGUCGGGCACCGUCAGCAUGGCGCCGCUCCUGGGCGCCUUCCUCAGCGACUCCUACCUGGGCCGCUACACCACCAUCGCCUUCGCCUCCGUCGCCUCCUUCCUCGGCAUGAUCAUCCUCACCCUCACCGCCGCCGUGCCGUCCCUCCACCCCAACGACCCCACCGCCGGCGCCCCCCACCCCAAUAACGGACCCUCGUCGCUCCAGAUGGCCGUGCUCCUCGCCUCCUUCGCCCUCCUCGCCGUCGGCGCCGGCGGCAUCCGCCCCUGCAACCUGGCCUUCGGCGCCGACCAGUUCGACCCGCGCACCCCGGCGGGUCGACGGGGCAUCAACAGCUUCUUCAACUGGUACUACUUCACCUUCACCAUCGCCAUGAUGAUCUCCGCCACCGUCAUCAUCUACCUCCAGAGCGACGUCAACUGGGCGCUGGGGCUCGCCGUCCCCGCCACGCUCAUGGGCGUCUCCUGCGUCCUCUUCUUCAUGGGCACGCGCCUCUACGUCCGCGUCCGCCCCGACGGCAGCCCCUUCACCAGCUUCGCUCAGGUCCUCGUCGCCGCCGCCCGCAACCGCCGUCUCCCCGCGCCGCCUUCCCCCGCCGACGACCUCUACGACCCGCCGCACCGGAGCAGCCUCGUCUCCAAGAUCGCCUACACUCACCAGUUCCUCUGCCUCGACAAGGCCGCCGUGCGCACCAGCACCACCUCCGACGACCACCACCCGUGGCGCCUCUGCACGCUGCAGCAGGUGGAGGAGGUCAAGUGCCUGGCGCGGCUGCUCCCCGUCUGGUCCUCCGGCAUCGUCUACUACAUCGUGCUCACCAACCUCGGCAACUACAACGUGCUCCAGGCCAUGCAGACGGACCGCCACGUCGUCGCCGGCGGCAGCUUCCAGAUCCCCGCGGGCUCCUUCGUCGUCUUCAACAUGCUGGCGCUCACGCUCUGGCUCCCUUUCUACGACGGCGUGCUCGUGCCGGCGAUGCAGCGCGUCACCAAGCGCGAGGGCGGCAUCACCCAGCUGCAGCGGAUCGGCGUCGGGAUCGUGCUCUCCAUCGUCACCAUGCUCGUCGCCGCCGCCGUCGAGAGACACCGCCGCAGGGUCGGCGACGCCACCUCCUGCUUCCUGCUCGUGCCGCAGCAGAUGCUGGCCGGACUCUCCGAGGCGUUCGCCAUCAUCGGACAGGUCGAGUUCUACUACAAGCAGUUCCCGGAGAACAUGCGCAGCGUCGCGGGGGCGCUGCUGUCCCUGGGCUUCGCCAUAGCCAGCUACGCCAGCGGGCUCAUGGUCAGCGUCGUGCACCGGACCACCGGCGGCGGCCGCGACGGACGCCCCGACUGGCUGGCGCAGGACCUCAACCAGGGACGCGUCGACCUCUACUACCUGCUCAUCGCCGCCAUGGCGGCCGUCAACCUCGUCUACUUCGUCGUCUGCGCGCGCUGGUACAGGUUCAAGAAGCCGGCGGCAGCCGCCCACGCCGACGCCGACGUGGAGCUGGAGCUGGAGGGGAAGGCCGCAGCGCCUCCUGUCUGAAGUCUGAACGCUGUGGACUAGGAGCUAUUUUCUUUUCCUUUUUCCUCAUCGACCAAAAGAAAAGGACGAACUUGCCGUGAAGUGCAGGGUAUGAAGAAAAAUACGUAGUACAGUACUGUAGUAGUAAAGAGUACUAGUAUAGGUUGAAAUAGACGUAUAAUAAUUGAAGGCCACAACAGGUUGCAAAGCAAAUCCAAAUCGAUGUAUAAUUGGUUGAUGACUCCUCCAUUCAUGAUAUCAACAUGAUUAGCAUCCAUCUCAAUUUUGGAGACUGACUGACAGCAAUUAAUAAACACAAGGAGAUAACAGAGCAUGGCAUAGCAGAUGCAGAGCAAUCACCUAUUCACAAGGCUCAGAACAGAAGCUCCAUUCACACACACACACACACACACAAAAAAAAAAAAAAAAA
Messenger RNA from Sorghum bicolor (sorghum), 2343 nucleotides. RefSeq names its product protein NRT1/ PTR FAMILY 2.9. Gene Ontology annotation, biological process: transmembrane transport. NCBI's taxonomy places the organism in Eukaryota, Viridiplantae, Streptophyta, Magnoliopsida, Poales, Poaceae. Bases 141 to 1934 code for a protein of 597 amino acids. The record is from RefSeq and is a predicted model, not a curated record. Gene Ontology annotation, molecular function: transmembrane transporter activity. Gene Ontology annotation, cellular component: plasma membrane. The transcript is spliced from 2 exons.